GUGGCGAUUGUGUCAAGAUGGCGGUGUCUUUAGCCACUAUUUGAAAUAGAUGAAAAUUUUUGGCUUUUUGAUUCCUUUUUCUAUUAUUUUUGCCCAUUUAUAAUGUAAGAAAAUUCAAUUACAUCGUUUAUAAUUAAAAUUUAAAAAAAUGGCAUCUUUAUUCGAACAAUAUGAACAAGCAACAUCCACAGCAGCUGGAUAUGUUGCUGGAUCUGCAAAUUUAUUGGAGAUGACUACUGCUGGAUUCAUCAAUGCAAGAUUAGAAGACCAGUCACCAAUUUUUAUUAAAGAAAAAAUUAAUUUCAAUCCAGUCGAGUCGAUUACUCACUUUGUAGUAUGCAAUCAAAAAGCUGUAAUUGCUAUGAAAAACAAAGUUCUCUUAUGGAUAGAUCUAAAGAAGCCACAACAACCCGAAGAGAUAGAAUUAUCUAGAAGCUUAGGUGAUAAGAAUUAUUACCAGAGUCGAAUAUAUAACAUGUAUCUAGAUCCCAAUGGAAAACAUCUACUAAUAAGUCUCUAUAGUUCGGAAAAUCUAGGUCCGCUGGAUAAUCUCUAUUAUUACAAUGGCUCUCACAAAGUUUAUCAGGCCAGUAAGAUGAAGGGUCACGUGAUUAGUGCAGUCGGCUGGAAUUUUCUGAAUUCUAAUGAAAGCACAAGUAGCAACAUUCUAGUUGGAACAACUAAAGGUUUAAUAUUUGAAACAGAAUUAACAUCUGCAGAUGAGAAAUUCUUUUUCCAGAAUCAGAGCCCCGAACAGUAUUGGAAGCAGGUUUUUGAUAUUGGACAAAAGAAUGCCACAAAAAUAACUGGUCUAGAAUUUCACAGAAUACCCAGUAGGAUUACAGAACAAAAAUAUUUUAUUAUAGCAACAACACCCAAUCGUCUGUACCAAUUUGUGGGAAACGUACCAACCACUGGAGAAAUGCCUAUAUUGAUGCACAUUUUCAAUAAUUAUACAGAUAUUCCUGAACGAUUUACAGAAAUUCCUGGAAAUUUAGAUUAUAGUAAAUUACAAUUUUAUUAUCCAAAUCACAGGGGUCUUCCAAAACACUUUACUUGGCUAACAGAACCUGGAAUUCUGUAUGGAAAUAUCAGUUGUGACAGUCAAGCGGGAGUUGAUUCGGUGAUUACGGAAUCAACUCUGAUACUUACUCAAGAAGACAAGGAUAAAACAAAAAUAAGCAUGCAAGAAGAUAAAAAUCAAAAGAAAUGUCCAUUAGGUAUCGUUCUAACUGAAUUUCACGUUUUGGUCCUUUAUCCUGAUAGGAUGAAAGCCAUAUGUGUGCUCAAUGAACAACUAGUCUUUGAAGAUGUAUUUACUGUGAUGUAUGGACCAAUGAUAGACAUUGUUAAAGAUCCUGUGAAGCUAACUAUAUGGGCAUAUUCUGAAGGUGCUAUCUACAGAUAUAAAAUUGUUAAAGAGGAAAGAAAUGUUUGGGAAGUUUUCCUUCAACAAAAAGAAUAUGAUUUAGCAAAGAAAUAUUGUCAGGAUGAUCCAUCAAAGUUAGACAAAGUGUAUUCUAAACAAGCAGAAGAUUAUUUUAACAAUGAAAAUUACAAAGAAAGUGCUGUAUUGUAUGCAAUUACACACAAUUCCUUUGAAGAAGUAGCUCUGAAAUUUUUGAAAUUUGAACAAGAGAGUGCCCUUAAAGUGUUUCUUCAAGAAAAAUUGAAAAGCCUGAAACAUCACAACAAGACACAAAUCACUAUGAUUAUUCUUUGGCUAUUGGAAAUCUAUCUGAAUGAAAUGGGACAGAAAAGAAAUGCUCUGAAACAUAGUGAUGAUAAAAUUGAUAAUGAUGAUGAAUAUAAAACUCUUCAGAUGUCUUUUCAACAAUUUUUAACUCAGUCCAAUGUCAAAGAGUGCCUUACUGAUAACAAAGGUGCAGUUUACAACUUGAUUUCUAGUCAUGGAGAUGAAGAUAACCUUAUUUAUUUUACUAAUCUAAUGAAAGAUUUUGAGAGAAUUAUUGCUUACAAUCUACAACAUCAGAAAUACAAAGAUGCAUUAGAAGUUCUAAAAAAACAAAAUAGGACAGAGUUAUUUUAUCGGUUUUCACCCCUUCUAAUGCAAGUCAUUCCAAAAGAUACAGUAGAUGCCUGGAAGUUGCGGUCACAGAAACUGAAUCCCAUACAUCUGAUUCCUACUCUAGUGCAAUAUAAUGUUAAUGAAAACUUUGAACAAGUUAAUGAAGCCAUUCAUUAUCUAAGAUUUUGCAUAGAAGAACUAAAAAAUCAGGAUCCAGCCAUUCAUAAUUAUCUGCUUGCACUGUAUGCCCGACUACAGCCAGAGAUGUUAUUAAGUUACUUAGAAAAUCAGAAAGAACCAAUAGUGCCCUAUGAUUGCAAUUAUGCACUUCGUCUCUGCACAGAAUUAGGAUUGGAUGAAGCACGUGUGCACAUAUAUACAACUAUGGGUCUCUAUGAAGAGGCAGUGGAUUUAGCUUUAGAAAGAGAAGAUGUGGAAUUGGCAAUGAAAAAUGCAGAUAAACCAGAAAAUGACGAAGAGUUAAAGAAAAAACUCUGGCUAAAAAUUGCCAAGCAUGUAGUCAAGAAACAGAAUGAUAUUACAAAAGCCAUGGAAUUCCUGAAAAAAUGUGAACUAUUGAAGAUUGAAGACAUCCUACCAUUUUUUGAUAAUUUUGUGACUAUUAAUCACUUCAAAGAUGAUAUAUGUCAAUCAUUAAAAGAGUAUAACCAGCACAUUGAGAGUCUACAAGAAGAAAUGGAAGAAGCUGCACAGAGUGCAAAGGAAAUAAGAGAAGAAAUACAAGUUUUGCGUAAUAAAUAUGCAAUGGUUAGUGCUCAAGACAAGUGCUGUAUUUGUAAUUAUCCCAUAAUGACGCAGGCUUUCUACUUAUUUCCCUGUCAGCACAUGUUCCAUUUGGAUUGUCUUGUAGAUGAAGCAUACGUUUAUCUCAUUCCUUCAAAAAAGACUGCGGUAGAUGACAUUCGGGGACAGCUGACAUCCAUGAGUUCGAGGGAAGAUGCAAAUUCAUCCGCAUCAGGAAGCACUUCUAAUAACCGAGAGAAACUUAUGGCUAAUCUAGACAAAAUAGUGGGGUCGGAAUGUUUAUAUUGUGGCGAUAUCAUGAUCAGGAGCAUCGACAUUCCGUUCAUCACAGCUAAAGACUAUACAGAGGUUACAAAAGAAUGGGAAUGAAAUAGAAAUAGAAAAUUGGUGAUUUCUGCAAACAUUCCACAUGUAAAUUAUUAUUAUAAAUCAAAGGUUUGUUAAUUGUAAUAUCAUAUUUUUAUUGAUUGCACAAAACCAUAAUGCAAUACAUUCAUUUUUGUAA
Molecule: messenger RNA, 3299 nt
Organism: Centruroides sculpturatus (bark scorpion)
Lineage: Eukaryota; Metazoa; Arthropoda; Arachnida; Scorpiones; Buthidae
Gene: dor
Product: vacuolar protein sorting-associated protein 18 homolog
Exons: 29
Coding region: 149-3163 (1004 amino acids)
Biological process (GO): lysosome organization; organelle fusion; intracellular protein transport
Cellular component (GO): endosome; HOPS complex
Molecular function (GO): protein-macromolecule adaptor activity
Source: RefSeq, a predicted model, not a curated record